UCCUCCCACUUUAUAACUUCUCAGUUCAAGUGUAAAGUCCUCUGUGUGUACUCCUUCCGGUGCUUUAAAGCCCAAGGAAUUAAAAAGCCCUCUGAAGACAGUUUCCAGGAAUCUGGGCUAAAAGGGCCAAUCAGGACAAGAAACUCAUUCUUUUCUGCAGAACCGAGCUGAAAAAGGAGGAUGGAAGAACAGGAGCUUCCUUAUACACUAAUAAAUGUUAUAGGAGGUCUCGAUGGAGUAUAUGAAGACCACGUGGAGUUUCUGGAGAAACAUCUGAAGCUCAUCACUAUGAAGGAAUUUCUUGAAAACAAGGAAACUCUUCGUCAUAAAAUCCAAGCGGUGUUCCUAUGGUUCCACAAGCCCGUGAUUAACAGGGAGCUUCUACAGAUUUUGCCUAACUUGAAGGUGAUUGUAAACUCUGGUGCUGAAAUAGAUCACCUGGACCUAAAGUUGAUUUUCAGCUUUGGUGUAAAACUAGCUAACACUCCAUUAGCAGUUACCAACGCUACAGCAGACCUUGGAAUGGCUUUGAUGCUGGCUUCUGCUAGGAGAAUUGUGGAAGGUUAUCAGAUUUCAGUUUCUCCUGACACUAAACAUUUUAAGGCUGACUGGCUGGGAGAAGAAGUAACUGGUGCAACUCUGGGGAUCAUUGGAAUGAGCACCAUCGGUUAUAAGGUAGCCCAGAGAGCCAAAGCCUUUGAAAUGAAAAUCCUUUAUCAUAACAGGAACCGGAGAAAAGAAGUUGAUGAACAGGCGGUUGGGGCUCAUUAUUGUCCCAAGAUGGAAGAGUUACUCCGACAAUCUGAUUUUGUGAUGUUGGUUGUCAACUUAACGCCUCAAACACAGAAGCUGAUUGGGGAAAAGGAGCUCAAACUCAUGAAACCCACUGCUACUCUGAUCAACAUCUGUCGAGGCCAAGUGGUUGAUCAAGAUGCCCUGGUGAAUGCACUCCAGAAUGGAGUUAUUAAGGCUGCAGCUUUGGAUGUGACCUAUCCUGAGCCAUUGCCAAGAGACUAUCCUUUGCUGCAGUUAAAGAACGUGACAAUAACACCUCACAUUGGAAGUGCAACUUCACAAACCCGCUUCCUUAUGAUGAGAAACAUGGUUGAGAGCAUCUUAACCGCUGUGAAAGGCCUCCCUGUCCUGAAUGAAGUCCAAGGGUGACAAGCUGCAUAUGUGUUCUGUGUACGGUCAUCUGUAUCUGCAUGAGAUUUUACAUUGAAAAGUUAUACGCUGAUUUUUCUUUUCAUUGGGCAACAGAAUCUCACAUUCCUCAGAAAUGUAAAAGAUAACAUGAAUAAACAGCACUUUUUUGUUUGUUC
Molecule: messenger RNA, 1322 nt
Organism: Anolis sagrei ordinatus
Lineage: Eukaryota; Metazoa; Chordata; Lepidosauria; Squamata; Anolidae
Product: probable 2-ketogluconate reductase
Molecular function (GO): oxidoreductase activity, acting on the CH-OH group of donors, NAD or NADP as acceptor; NAD binding
Source: RefSeq, a predicted model, not a curated record